AUGGGAAAGAACACUGUGGCAGACUGCAAUGAUCUCUUUGAGAGCUUCGGUCAUGCUGAUAUAGAUCAUAGUGUUACCAGCAAGAAUUCCAUUCCUGUGACUACUUCCUCAUCUUCCCGAGGAGCAAACCAAGUUGUUUUGGACUCAAAGGUAGCAUCUCAACUUGAUUAUAUCACCAAAGAGUUGCUAGAAAUUAAGAAGAAGGUCGAUAGGUGCGAAGUUUGUAGAGGUGGUCAUGACACCGUAGAUUGCCCAACACUUACCCUAGAACAGGUAGAGUAUAUAGCAGGUCAAAAUAGGGGUCCAACUAACUCGUUUAACAAUAGCAACUCUAAUUGGCGUGCUAAUAAUUAUCGCUCUUCAGGUAAGUUUGCUAGUUCAGGUUCAGGGGGACAGUUCAGAAGUGAGGGGUCAAACCAAGAGGUUCAACCUAGGAAUGAGGGGUCAAAUGGUAGUUUAUCUAGGAUAGAGGAUCUUCUUACCCAUCUAGUGGUUAAGGACCACGCCACCCAACGUACCUUAGAAGAACACGCUACAUUCCUAAAGAAUAACCAUUCAAAUUUCUUAGACCUUCAAAGGCAAGUUAGGGAUAUUGCACGCCAGUUGCAAGAACGACCUCUCGGUCAAUUUUCGGGAACAACAAAGCCCAAUCCAUCUGGCACUUUGAAGGCAAUUUUGACCCGCAGUGGUAGGACCUUAGAUGAGGUAGUGAGACCUGAGAGUGUUGAGGUAGAAGAUGAGGAGCCCGUAGAUGAAGAGAUUGAGAUGGAGGCUCCCGAAAUCUUUAAGCAACUUAGAAUCAACCUUCGUUUCAUAGAAGCCCUCCAAUCGAUACCUAAAUAUGCAAAAUUCUUAAAGGACCUUCUAAAACGUAAAGAUAGGUUAGGAGAGGUUUCUAACAUUCCCCUUAGUGGAGGGUGCUCCGUCGUAGUCUUGAACAAGGUCCCGGAAAAAUUGACGGAUCCGGGCCUUUUUACCAUUCCAUGCUUGUUUGGGAGUCAUACCGAGUGUAAGGCCCUAGCCGAUUUAGGAGCGAGUAUAAACCUCAUGUCAUAUUCCAUGAAUGAGAGGUUAGGUCUAGGAGAGUUAUCCCCUACAUGUGUGUCUUUGUCCUUAGCCGAUAGAUCAGUGAAGUAUCCACGUGGCAUAAUCGAAAACCUUCUAGUUAAAGUGGAUAAAUUCGUUUUUCCCAUUGACUUUGUCGUUCUUGAUAUGGAAGCCGAUGAGAAGGUUCCUAUCAUUCUAGGACGCCCAUUCUUGUGUACCGAGAAGGCUAUCAUCGAUGUCUUCGAUGAGUCUUUCUUGUCAUGUGUUGACCAUUGCUUUGACUAUAUUAGUGGAGCCGAUUUAGUUGAGGGUAAGUUAGAUGAGGUAGUUGAGAAAAUAGAGGAAGUUGUGAGUGAGAGUGAGGAAGGAGAAGCGACCGACUAG
This is a messenger RNA of Helianthus annuus (common sunflower), 1431 nucleotides long. RefSeq lists its product as uncharacterized. Lineage: Eukaryota; Viridiplantae; Streptophyta; Magnoliopsida; Asterales; Asteraceae. The coding region runs from base 1 to 1431 and encodes 476 amino acids. The transcript has 4 exons. The record is from RefSeq and is a predicted model, not a curated record.